Molecule: messenger RNA, 558 nt
Organism: Paramecium tetraurelia
Lineage: Eukaryota; Ciliophora; Oligohymenophorea; Peniculida; Parameciidae
Exons: 3
Source: RefSeq, a predicted model, not a curated record
AUGAAUUAAAAGGAACAAAUUAACCCUUUCAAAGCUUAUGGAACAAAGGAAGUUUGGGAAAAAAUAAAUGAAUCUGGAAAAAACAAGGAAUAUGUGAGAUUUCCAGGAAUUGGAAUUGAACAAACUCCAUUCUAUUAAAUGUAAAAAUAACAUGCAGAAAAAAACCAAAGCAAGAAAUAGGAUUUCUUAAGCAAGUUAAAUAAAUUUGAAUAUUUUCCUUCAGGAAAUCAGAAGAAGUUAGACAUACAAGGAAUGUUUUCUCAAAUUGAUGAUGUUAAAAAAUACUAAGCAAGAAUGGAAAGGAUAGACCCAAUUAACAAAAACUGUAUUUCUAUGGAUCUAUAUAAUUUAGUAUUGUAACAUAAAUUGCACAAAGCAUUAGAAACAGCUUCAUUUUUAUGGGGUGAUUAGAUGAGACAUGAUGGGAGUUUGGGGACUUUGGAUUCAAUCAACAAUUUAUUGAAUUAGUCAUAAAAGAAGCUUGAAUAACGAAAUCAGAGUUCAUAAUUUAUAUUUACAAAGGGACAUCAUAAGGUAAGGCUUGGACACGAAAUAUGA